GACGACGGCGACGACGACGACGGCGACGACGACGACGACGACGCCGACGGCGAAAGCAAAGACGAGGGCGAAGGCGGCUCCGGCUCCUAAUGGGGGUGUUCGCGUUGAUGGUCGCGCGUGUGCACGCGUGCCCGGACGUGGACCGCGGAUAUGCGGAUGCUGAAGGAUGGCGUGAGGAACAAUGGUAAGGUGACUUGGUCCUGGGCGCGGUGUACCCGGUGGGAAAGAGAGUUGCGAAAACGAGUUACGCAGGCGGGCGGAACAUACAGGAUCGGCCGGUAUGUGCACGCGAUCUCGUCGGAACGAGAGAGCGGUCAUCUUGACGAUCAUCCUUUUCUGGCAAAUCUACUACUGUCGAAGCGGUGCACUGGAUGUAACCUCAUGUAACUUCAUCGAUGGACGGGAGCUGCUAUGUCGCGGUGCCAAUUUACUCUCCGUCGAGCUGAUCUACAAUGUUGAUCUGUUAAAGACUAUCGUUCCUGUUAAUAUUACAAAGAUUGAUUUGACCAACAAUAAUAUAACAGACAUUCCAAUACAUGCUUUCCAUCGAUUUUCUAAUCUCGAAAUUUUAUUUUUUCGACGUAAUCGUUUACGUGCCAUUCAUGAUGACGCAUUUAUAAAUUUAGCGAAUCUUCGUAUAUUGGAACUCGAUGAAAAUUAUUUAACAAAGAUACCGGCUGCUCUUCUAAAUAUACCUAACCUUGAAGAAUUAUCUAUAUCGAAUAAUAAAAUAGAGCAACUCACGAGAGAUGCGUUAUGCCAUGUCAACAAUUUGAUAUCGCUUGAUUUACGCGGAAAUCCUAUCAAAGAGAUACAUGAUCAAACCUUCCAGAAUCUUGGUAAACUUCGUAAGUUGAUAUUGUCGAAUUUGAAGGAAUUGAAACUUUUUCCUGAUUUAAAUGGAGCAACGUCUUUGGAAGUAUUAAGAUUAGAUCGUUCUCAGUUGAAGGAGAUUCCUCCCAAUCUUUGUCAUCAAUGUCCGAAACUAAAAAGUUUCAAUGUGAAAUCCAAUUUUUUGACAGAAAUACCAAAUUUACGAAAUUGUAAUAAACUCCGUGUUUUAGAUUUAGCUAGUAAUAUGAUAUCCAUAUUACCCGAUGACGCUUUUAAAGGUUUAAAUAUGUUGCAUGAUCUCCUUUUAUCCAACAAUAAUUUGCGGAGCAUUUCCAGUGAUGUGUUUAUCGGAUUAUCUAGACUCCAAGUUCUAGAUUUGGAAAAUAAUUAUAUCGAAUACAUACAUCCUGACGCGUUUAGAGAAACAAAACGGUUGCAAGAUUUAAAUUUAGGAAAUAAUGUCUUCCCUACACUGCCAAUAAGAGGUCUCGCAGGAUUAUUACAUCUCAAGACAUUUAAUAAUCCCGCAUUGCGAGAAUUUCCACCUCCUGAAAGAUUUCCGCGAGUACAAACAAUGUUAUUGUCAUACGCUUAUCAUUGCUGCUUGUUUCUUCCGCUCGAAGGGGAAUCCGUCACAAAGACACCGGUCCAGGAGUCGAUUUUAUUUCCCACCGACGAUUUCGAUACUAGCUUGUGGAAUUCUACAUUCAGCGAUAUCUGGCCACAAUUAGAUAACUUGACUGACAAAUUUGGAUCGCAGAUAAAUGAACUUUGGGCCAACUUUGGUUCAGAUUUUACUUAUCCGGGAAAUCUGCCUUCCUACGUAGAGGAUUAUUUUGAGAAUCUAGACGAUCGAACGACGUCGGCAACUCGGACUUUCGUAUCCUCUCGCAUCCAGUGCUUGCCACAACCCGGUCCUUUCCUACCAUGCCAAGAUUUAUUCGAUUGGUGGACUUUACGUUGCGGUGUAUGGAUAGUCUUUCUUCUCGCCAUGCUUGGAAAUGGCAUUGUGGUAUUUGUUUUAAUAUUUUCAAGAAGUAAAAUGGAUGUGCCACGAUUUUUAGUCUGCAACUUGGCCGCUGCCGAUUUUUUUAUGGGUGUUUACCUAGGGUUAUUGGCCGUUGUUGACGCAUCGACAUUAGGAGAAUUUCGAAUGUAUGCGAUACCAUGGCAAAUGUCAGUCGGAUGUCAGCUGGCUGGCUUUUUGGGCGUUCUUAGUUCUGAAUUGAGCGUAUACACACUCGCUGUGAUUACUUUAGAGAGAAAUUAUGCGAUAACGCACGCGAUGCAUUUAAACAAACGGCUCUCAUUGAAACAUGCGGGCUAUGUCAUGAUGAUAGGCUGGUGUUUCGCUCUAAUUAUGGCAAGCUUACCAUUGUUGGGAGUUUCAGACUAUAGAAAAUUUGCUAUUUGUUUACCGUUCGAAACUAAUGGCAGUGCGGCACUCGCAUACGUGGUGUUCCUCAUGCUCAUUAAUGGAGUAGCUUUUCUGAUACUAAUGGGAUGCUACUUGAAGAUGUAUUGUGCGAUACGAGGCUCCCAAGCAUGGAAUUCAAAUGACUCUCGCAUAGCGAAGAGAAUGGCUCUGCUCGUUUUUACUGAUUUUCUCUGUUGGUCGCCGAUAGCCUUUUUCUCUCUCACAGCGACCUUUGGAUUGCAAUUGGUAUCUCUAGAGCAAGCUAAAAUUUUCGCGGUAUUCGUGCUACCACUUAACUCUUGUUGCAAUCCUUUUCUAUAUGCGAUCCUUACAAAACAAUUUAAGAAGGAUUGCGUAUUGAUAUGUAAAGCGAUCGAGGAGUCACGCGUAACUCGAGGUAUCGGUAGAUGUCGACAUAGUUCGAAUUUUAGUAAUCGGCAAACGCCCGCCAACACGAACAGCCUCAUGGAUCGGUCGUCGCGAGAGAAUCAAGGAUUUGAAACACCAUGUGCUUGUAAUUCAAAACUUUUGGAAACUGGAAGUCGUCGUUUAUUUUACCGUUGGUGGAGCAGUGGGAUAUUCUGGCCGUGUACACGCGACUCUCGACCACGGCAUGCGCGUAACGAUCAGUAUGCUUAUCAGAUCGCUCAGAUCCAGCAGAAACAGCAUAAACGGGCGUCCUCGGUAUCGUCUAGUGAAAACUUUUCCUCAUCUAGAUCGGAUUCUUGGCGGCAAACGCAUCAUUGUGGUAUUCCACUCAGACUACUAGAUUCGAAGCGGAAGACUUCCUCUUGGUUGAUUACUAGGAAACCCUCGCAGGAUUCGAAUUUAAGCUCCUCGCGUAACGAUUCUUCUGGUUCCGCGACUACUGCCAGCACCAGUACUUGGCGCAUCUCGAGAUCUAGUGCCUCUCUAGAAAUUAGUGCGCGUAAUACACCGAGACCAAUCAAACCGAAGCCGCGGUUAACUCGUCAACUCGCCAUUCAGGAACCGGAACCUCCAGGAUCCCCAGGAAGAUUGGCCGUUAGAUUACUCGCCACGAUACCUUCCGCGGCUGAAACUAGUGAUCAACAAGAUGACGAGAGCAUACUGGCAAAUUAAAUAUUUCUAUCUCUAAUUAUAUGCGUGCGUGCGUGCGUGCGUGCGUGCGUGCGUGCGUGCGUGCGUGUGGGCGCGCGCGCGUGCGCGUGCGUGUGUAUAUGCGCGUCUAUAUUUCCAAGUAUAGUCUUGUCGAAUUCUUCAAAGUCAGUAUUAACAAUCU
Messenger RNA from Pogonomyrmex barbatus (red harvester ant), 3512 nucleotides. RefSeq names its product G-protein coupled receptor rickets (gene rk). NCBI's taxonomy places the organism in Eukaryota, Metazoa, Arthropoda, Insecta, Hymenoptera, Formicidae. The record is from RefSeq and is a predicted model, not a curated record. Gene Ontology annotation, molecular function: protein-hormone receptor activity; protein binding; G protein-coupled peptide receptor activity. Gene Ontology annotation, cellular component: plasma membrane. Gene Ontology annotation, biological process: adenylate cyclase-activating G protein-coupled receptor signaling pathway; hormone-mediated signaling pathway; activation of adenylate cyclase activity.